AUAGUGAGGUUGGUGAUCUGCAGCUCGCGCAGGGAAGCGGUGACGCCGCGCAGCGUGUGGGCGUGUCCAGCCGAACCCAGAGCUGCUAGCUGAACUAGCGCGCUUAUGUUUUGAUCUCCCUCUGCCAAAACCAUGGCGUGUUGACGCUUUCCUUUCGUUUUUCACCUGGGAUUAUUUGAAAGCACGCCUCGCGGACGCCUCGCGCAAGGCUCGUGACACUCUGGGUUGAUGGAUGUGCAGUGACGCGCUCGGACACGCGCGCAGCGCUGGAAUAAUCCCCGUAAGCCCGUACAAGGACGUUAAUCACCGGUGGGCCGGCGUGGUUUUCGCGGAAGCAUUAAUGUUGUCUACAGUCACCCCUGACCUGUCUCCAGAGACUCCUCGACCCCCAGCAGCCACCGCCGGCCCCCGAGCACACCACAAGCCCAGCGAGGGCCACAGCGGGCAGCCGGAGCGCAGCAGCAUGGAGGUGGGCAUGCGGGUGGUGCGCGGUCUGGACUGGAAGUGGGGGAACCAGGAUGAAGGAGAGGGGCACGUGGGCACGGUGGUGGAGAUCGGCCGGCAGGGCAGCACUACUACACCCGACAAAACUGUGGUGGUGCAGUGGGACAGCGGCACUCGCACUAACUACCGCACGGGAUACCAGAGCGCCUACGACCUGCUGCUGUACGACAACGCUCAGAUCGGUGUCCGACACUCAAACAUCAUCUGUGACAGCUGUAAGAAGCACGGCAUCAUGGGAAUGCGCUGGAAGUGUAAGGUGUGUUUCGACUACGACCUGUGCACCCAGUGCUACAUGAACAACAAGCACGAGCUGACGCACGCCUUCGAGCGCUACGAGACGGCACAUUCACACCCAGUGAGCUUGACACCAAGACAGAACCUGUCCAGAAUCAUCCUGAAGGGAAUCUUCCAGGGGGUGAAGGUGGUCCGGGGGCCCGACUGGGACUGGGGCAACCAGGACGGAGGUGAGGGGAAGGUUGGGAAGGUAGUGGAUAUUCGUGGAUGGGAUCAGGAAUCAGGUCGUAGCGUGGCUAGUGUCACCUGGUCCAGUGGAACCACAAACGUGUACAGAAUGGGCCACAAGGGCAAGGUGGAUCUCAAAUACGUGUCGGAUGUGCAGGGAGGAUUCUACUACAAGGAACAUCUGCCCAAAUUAGGCGAGCACGCGGAGCUGCAGCGGCAGGACAGUGCAGACACUCACUCGUUCCAGCAGGGUGAUAAGGUCAAGUGUCUGCUGGAGGUGGAGAUCCUCAGACAGAUGCAGGAGGGGCACGGCGGCUGGAACCCAAAAAUGGCAGAGUACAUCUCCAGGAUCGGCAGCGUGCACAGGAUCACGGACCGCGGGGACGUGCGCGUCCAGUACAGUAACAACAUCCGCUGGACCUUCCACCCCGGAGCCCUGACCAAGGUGAACACGUUUGCCGUGGGGGAGCUGGUGAAGGUGCUGGAUGACAUUGACAGUGUGAAGAGACUCCAGGUGGGCCAUGGAGAGUGGACAGACAGCAUGGCUCCAGCUCUGGGUCAGGUCGGGAAGGUUCUGAAGGUGUAUGCAGACGGUGACCUGCGCGUGGCGUUCGGAGGUCAGACGUGGACCUUUAACCCCGCGUGUCUCUCUGUGCAGCCUGGCGAGGUCGACGCCAAUCUGAUGACGGCUGAGAACAGCAGCGAAUCAGGAAGCACGGUGAUUUCAGUCCUGGAGAAGCUGCUCUCUCAGUCCACAGAGCAGGAUCAUCCGGGCCGGCUGGUCAUCGAGGCAGCACACGGGAACACCGCUAAAGUGCGUGAACUGUUGCAGAAAUACCCUGACAAGGUGGAUAUUAAGAACCAGGGGAAGACAGCUCUGCAGGUUGCUGCCCAUCAGGGGCACAUGGAGGUGGUGAAGGUCCUGCUUCAGGCCAACAGCGGCAUUGAAACUAAAGAUGAGGACGGUGAUGCUGCGCUGCACUACACAGCGUUCGGGAAUCAGGCAGAGAUCGCACGCUUGCUGCUCAGUAAAGGAGCCAGUGUGAACCUGCUGAAUAACUCCAUGUGUACGGCGCUGCACAUCGCUGUCAAUAAAGGCUUCACAGAUGUGGUGAGAGUGUUAACGGAGCACAUGGCAGACGUCAACCUGCAGGAUUCAUACGGAGAUACACCCUUACAUGACGCCAUUGCCAAAGACUUCAGGAGCAUCAUUGAGAUCCUGAUUGUGGUGCCCAACAUCGAUUUCACGCAGCAGAACAACCGCGGCUUCAACCUGCUGCACCACGCCGCUCUGAAGGGAAACAAACUAGCGACGGAGAUGAUCUUGGCUCGAGCGCGACAGCUGGCUGACGUUAAGAAGGAAGAUGGUUUCUCUGCUCUGCAUCUGGCCGCCUUGAACAACCACCGAGAUGUAGCUGAGAUCCUCCUCAAAGAGGGUCGCUGUGACAUUAACAUCCGCAACAAUCGCAAUCAGACGCCGCUGCAGCUGGCCGUGACUCAGGGUCACGUGGCUCUCGUGGCUCUGCUGGUGACGGAGGGGGCAGAUGUCAAUGCAGAGGAUGAGGAUGGAGACACGGCCAUGCACACGGCCCUCAGCCGCCAGCAGCUGGCCUCCGUCAUGAGCAGCGGCGAGGGAGAAGGAGCGGUGCUCUACAGCAGGCUGUGUAGCUCAGGGCUGAUGGGAAACACUGAGCUGAACGUAGGAGCUGCUAUCGCUUGCUUCUUGGCACAGGAAGGGGCUGAUAUCAGUUAUGCCAACCAUAAAGGGAAAAGCCCCCUGGAUCUGGUAACAGACAGCGGCGUGCAGACUCUCAUCAGGAGCUUCGCAGAAAAACACAGGCUUCAGGCCGUCACCUGUGGCACAGGCAGCAGCAGCAGCAGUCUCAGGCGGGUACACACUACGCCCAACACCAUGACCAACCUGGCCAUGCCCAGCGUGACGGGCCCGAGCGAGUGCCUGAUCUGCUCCGAGCUCGCCCUGCUGGUGCUGUUCUCUCCGUGUCAACACAGCGUGGCCUGCGAGGAAUGUGCUCACAGAAUGAAGAAAUGUAUCCGGUGCCAGGUGACAAUAACAAAGAAAAUUCGACAAGACCAGACGGAGGUGGAGUGCAGCCCCAGCUCAGAGAACUCAGAGAAGCACAACCUGCUGGAGCAGCUGCAGUCCCGCUACAGACAGAUGGAGGAGCGCAUCACCUGCCCCAUCUGCAUCGACAACCACAUCAAGCUGGUGUUCCAGUGCGGACACGCCUCCUGCAUCGACUGCAGCGCCGCGCUCAAGACCUGCCCCAUCUGCAGACAGACCAUCCGCGAGAGGAUCCAGCUGUUCGUGUGACGCGCUAGCUCCUGUCUGUCCGUCCUGAGCCUCAGCAUUCAGCCCCCAGCGCUGCGUUUGGGACCUGGUGAUGGAUCGGUGUAGUCCUCUGACUAGCAUCUGCUUCGACGACCUACAGUAUCACCGAGUGAAGAGGAGCUUAAACACUUCGUGCCGCUGAAGAGCUAGAUUAUAGCGAACCGUAAAGCAUACCCAGCAUGCAACGUGAGCUGACAUGUCACGCAAAAUAAAACGUCUCACCAAACCUGUCGGGACCUGGGCCAUAUUUCACACUAAACUCCACAGGAAGAAAUCAUGUUCUGAGAUAUUUAGCGCUGCAUGAAGUUAUUUGAUUUUGUGACAUUCUCACCGGCGUCAGUGCUUAGAAAAUCUGAAGUGUUCAUGCAUCAUGGUAGUGCAGGUACUCUAGCUUUAAUUUAAUUUUUUUUUACAGAGAAUAUAAGGAAUAUUAAUUCUCCUAGAUUCACAAUGUGAGUUAUUGCUAUUUCCCGAGUGAUUUUUAGGGUGAAAUAUGAGCUGGUUGGUUUCCAUCAGAUCCCCCGCACACGGUGAUCCAGGGCUUGCUGCUUUAAACACUAACUUCAUUCUGAGCCAGAUCUGAUGUACACUUCAUGGCUCGUGUCCCAGCGUCCCUGAGAAUGCCGUUCACAUCACUUGCCGUCGUUUGUCCGAGGGUGAUGUCUUACCUCUCGCAGAGCAAGAGAUUAUACAUAAUGCAUGCUGAUGAGCAUAUUAUCUGCCUCAUAUAUUGUGUCACGAUUACCAUUUGUAGUGUUAUAAGAGCAGACGACCUGUAAUUUUUACCCAUGUGUGAUAAAGGCUCUGUGUCUGUGCGAGGGUCCGACUGAAAGACCCUUAAUAGCAUAAUAGUAGAUUAAUUUGUGGCAGCAAAGGUGCUGAAUGCUACGAGGAGUUCUUUAGUUUUUUCUCAGGUUUAUGCAAGUCAGUUCAACUCGAAAUGCAAGAAAUGGCCCUCUGUAAACUUUACUAAACGUGCAACCUUGUCCGCUGGCAUUGCAUGACAUUAUAAGCGUUUAUUAGCCUCAUAUCUCCCAAAGUAAUGCUUUGCCUAAAUGUGUUCUGAGAUGGACACCUCUUGUUUUGAACGUGAUGAAUUGGGAACUCUCCAGGGUUGUAGGUGAUUGCACCUAGAGAACCUGUAGAAUUGACUAAUGUAUGAUUUAAAGAAAUCACUGCAGUCAGCAGUUAGUUUGUGUGUGUGAAACACAAAGCAGAAUUGAUGGAAGAGUGGCAAAUACAGUAACUCUCUCCCAUACACCAGUCCAAAUGUCUGUCACGCUCCAGAAAUGGACCAUCAUCCAAACUGUGCUGUGGUGUAAGGAUGCUUCAAAAACCUUGAUAAAUAAUAAUAAUAACAGCAGGAGUCUGGAAAGCAGGAGGCUGAGUAAAUAAGAGAACCAUCAUUUUUGAGAGAGCUGCUUCUGUAAUGAGUAUUAUAUUUCACCUGCUAUUAUGAAGUGUAAAAUGUGUUAUAAUGGCAGUUGGGUGUGUUUUGUCAGAAAGUGUAUGUUACCCUUGUUAGCUGAAAUAAUUUCCAUGUUGUUCUUCAGCAUCGGUUCAUAUUCCUCCUGAAGUCUCAUUGUCUCAAGUGUUUUUGUUCCAGAAGGGCUUUCCUGGGAGUCUCUGUAGGUGUCAUUCAGUGAUGGGCUCUUUUUAUAGCUCCCUCUUUUGGGAUGGCCAACACAAACAUGUUGAUUUGAAUGUCUCGCUGUACGCCAACCGCUGCAGAGUUUUGCAGUUUGUCAGAAAUGUGGUGGCGGUAUUAGUGCCAAAAUUUGUCAGCAUGUGUGUGUGAGAGAGAGAGAGCACAGAUGCGUACAGGAGCUGUGUGUCCCAUGAGCCUUUGUACAGGACUGGACGUUUCUAAUGUGUUCAAACUGAUCGUUUGUGUAGUUCUUUUGCUUUAUGGGUUUAGAGACCAGUGGUUGAACAUGAAAGUCAGCGUGACUUGUUAGAACAGAAGGACGGUGUGUUGUCUAGUUUUAUUAGCUUACCUGCUAACAGCUCACAAGACACAACAGCUGCACACAAAAAACGGUGCAAUAUGAUGUAUAUUGCAAAAACGUGCCAUAAAUGUACCAUCAUGCACUGUGGCAUCAUUCACUGGCGCUAGAAUCAAAACUGGCUCCAUUUCUCCAAAAGUAAUAUCAGAAACGGUGAAUUUGAAGAGGAAUUGAGUCUCUUCGUGUAGAAUAUUGACAAUACACAAUUCAUCUAGAAAUGUCCAUGUGUUUAGACAGUUUUAGUAAUAUAGUUUGUGCUGUACAUAAUCAUCAUUCAGAAGUAAAAAUACAGGUGAGUUGUCAGCAGGUAAGGGCAAACACAUGAUGAUGAACUACAGAAACGGUUUGCCGAGUUUUACUUUAAGGAGUAUUUCAAAUAAAUAUAGAAAAACUAUUACGAAUGAUUUCUACAGUUCAUGAUGUGGAGUUCAGAUGUUGGCCUUACUGUCCAUUUGCUAUAUUUAUUUGCUGUUUUGUCUUUUUUUUUUUUUUUCAAGUUUUACUCUGUAAAAAUAUUUUGCAGUAAAUAUUGAACUGUUUUAUAAGCAUA
Messenger RNA from Carassius gibelio (silver crucian carp), 5872 nucleotides. RefSeq names its product MIB E3 ubiquitin protein ligase 2 (gene mib2). The record is from RefSeq and is a predicted model, not a curated record. Gene Ontology annotation, biological process: protein ubiquitination. Gene Ontology annotation, cellular component: cytoplasm. The transcript is spliced from 19 exons. Gene Ontology annotation, molecular function: ubiquitin-protein transferase activity; protein binding; zinc ion binding. Lineage: Eukaryota; Metazoa; Chordata; Actinopteri; Cypriniformes; Cyprinidae. Bases 233 to 3298 code for a protein of 1021 amino acids.